CCUGGCAGCUGGAGGGUGGACUGAGGGCUCGAGGCAAGGGCUCCUUUCGCUUCCCGCGGCCAUGGAGAGGCUGACGUUGCCUCCCGGCGGCGCGGCCGCGGUGGACGAGUAUCUAGAGUACCGGAGAGUUGUUGGUGAAGAUGAUGGAGGGAAACUUUUUACUCCUGAAGAAUAUGAAGACUAUAAGAAAAAAGUUCUGCCCAUGCGUCUACAGAACAGACUGUUUGUGAGCUGGCGGUCACCAACAGGAAUGGACUGUAAACUUGUUGGCCCAGAGACACUGUGUUUUUGUACGCAUAGGUAUAAACAGCAUAAAACCGACUUUGAAACGAUUCCGCAGCAGCGCCCCAUCGAUCUGCCUUGCCGAGUGCCGGGGUGCCCGUGCAAGGCUUACCACUUUGUCCCCCUGAAUGGUACCCAGCCUGUCCGCUGCAGGUGCAAACACUUCGCUGACCAGCACAGUGCUGCGCUUGGCUUUGCAUGCAAUGCCUGCUCUAGGUGUGCAGGCUUCCACAGCUGCUUCACUUGCGCCUGUGGCCAGCCGGCAUAUGCCCACGACACGGUGGUGGAAACACGGCAAGAAAGGUUGGCUCAGGGGAAACCAGUAGGACAGGAUGUUCCUUACGCAGCAAUGGGAGGUCUAACUGGUUUCAGCUCACUGGCAGAAGGCUACAUGCGCUUAGAUGACAGUGGCAUCGGUGCACCCUCAGUUGAAGUUUUGGAGUCUCCAGUUUUGGCCAUGGACCACCCAUUCCUAAGAGCCAUGCAAAUGCCUUCUACUUCUUCUCCCCAAAUGCUAGCAGAUGUAGGUCCAAGCACUCAGAUUUCUUCCUUAAGGAAACCAGAAGAGGAUGAUAUGGCUUACUUUGAAAGACGAUACCAGGAAAGGAUAAAAAUGGAAAAGGCAGCUAAGCAGAAAGGAAAAGCUCCGCUGACAGGUACAAAACCUUCUUGAGGUCCGUUGGACAAACUGGAGCCGCCAUCCGGAUGCAGCUUCUAUCUAUUUAUGUUUAUUUUCUGUCAAUCUAUGUAUGUUCUUAACAUGCAAAUUUGCCUUUUUGAAUUUUGCUUAGCUUAUUGAAACAAGGGAAAUGAAAAAAAAUUUUUUUUUGUGUCAGAAUUCAUGACUUAAGCACUUUAUAUGCUUUUUAAAGAUAGUCUUCGGUGUCGCCCAGACUGGCUUUGAAAUCACAGUACUCCUGCCUCAGCACAUGUAUGCUUUGUCUCUCUUAGCAAGUUAAUAUGCUAUUUUCAUGUGAUUCAAACCCUGGCAGUACAGUAGAUAUUUUCAAUUUAUCAUAAUUUAACUUUUGUAGUUUAUCUAAAAAAUUAAGAAUAUUAUUAAAAGCUUUAAACAAGUACAUAUGGGCCAUUUUUUUCCAUU
Acomys russatus (golden spiny mouse) is the source of this 1384-nucleotide messenger RNA. RefSeq names its product family with sequence similarity 221 member A (gene Fam221a). The record is from RefSeq and is a predicted model, not a curated record. The transcript is spliced from 7 exons. Bases 62 to 955 code for a protein of 297 amino acids. NCBI's taxonomy places the organism in Eukaryota, Metazoa, Chordata, Mammalia, Rodentia, Muridae.